This is a messenger RNA of Gossypium arboreum, 600 nucleotides long. RefSeq lists its product as uncharacterized. The transcript is spliced from 4 exons. NCBI's taxonomy places the organism in Eukaryota, Viridiplantae, Streptophyta, Magnoliopsida, Malvales, Malvaceae. The record is from RefSeq and is a predicted model, not a curated record. Bases 1 to 600 code for a protein of 199 amino acids.
AUGUCAACAGUGGCACAGACUCUGACUCUGAGAUCUAUUCAACUUUCGAGAGUGGUUUCACAACCACCGAGGGGUCAUGGUAUUGGUAGAAGUGCGAGGUAUCUCGAGGAUAGCGAUGAUGCUGAUGUCAUUGUAGGUACUUUCUUUAUUCAUUUUGUAUCGUACUAUACUCUCAUUGAUAUUGGAUCUACUCACUUGUAUAUUGCUAGCGUUGUUUCUGCAAAUCUGGAUUUAACUACUGAAAAUACUAUUAGAGAUUUUUUUGUGAUUAUUCCUUUGGGUCAGUCAAUUCAGGUUGAUAGAGUAUAUAGACGGGUACCCCUGGAGAUCCAAGAAUAUCAGGUUAGUCUAGAUUAUGCAACUAAGAGAGUUACUUUGAGAAUGAAUGAGAAUGAAGAGUCUGAUCCAGUAAAGCUUAUCGUGGGAGAUAUAUACACUGUGAAGGAAUAUUCGAAUGUAUUUCUUGAGGAAUUGUCCGGAGUAACUCCGGAUCGGGAGGUGGAAUUUGACAUUGAUUUAUUACCAGGUACGACUCCUGUGUCUAUUACACCCUACUACAUAGCACCGAAGGAGCUGACCAAGCUAAAGGCACAUCUCUAA